AUGGCUGACGAGCACGAUGUUGAGUUCGACUCCGCUGAUGCCGGUGCCUCGACCACCUACCCCAUGCAGUGUUCCGCUCUGCGCAAGAACGGUCACGUCGUCAUCAAGAACCGCCCCUGCAAGAUCGUUGACAUGUCCACCUCCAAGACUGGCAAGCACGGUCACGCCAAGGUCCACAUGGUCGCCAUCGAUAUCUUCACUGGCAAGAAGCUCGAGGAUCUCUCUCCCUCCACCCACAACAUGGACGUUCCCCACGUUAAGCGUCAGGAGUACCAGCUCCUGGACAUCACCGAUGAUGACUUCCUCUCUCUCCUGAAGGAUGACGGUGACACCAAGGAUGAUGUCAAGGUCCCCGAUGGUGAUGUUGGCAAGCAAAUUGUCCGCAUGUUCAAGGAUGAGGGCAAGGACGUCAACGUCAUCAUCCAGACCGCCAUGGGUGAGGAGUGUGCCAUUGAUGCCAAGGAGGCUCCCAAAUAA
This is a messenger RNA of Penicillium angulare, 477 nucleotides long. Its product is annotated as Eukaryotic translation initiation factor eIF-5A. The record is from RefSeq and is a predicted model, not a curated record. The transcript is spliced from 4 exons. The coding region runs from base 1 to 477 and encodes 158 amino acids. Gene Ontology annotation, biological process: positive regulation of translational elongation; positive regulation of translational termination. Gene Ontology annotation, molecular function: ribosome binding; translation elongation factor activity; RNA binding. Lineage: Eukaryota; Fungi; Ascomycota; Eurotiomycetes; Eurotiales; Aspergillaceae.